Poeciliopsis prolifica (blackstripe livebearer) is the source of this 930-nucleotide messenger RNA. RefSeq lists its product as uncharacterized. Lineage: Eukaryota; Metazoa; Chordata; Actinopteri; Cyprinodontiformes; Poeciliidae. The record is from RefSeq and is a predicted model, not a curated record. The transcript has a single exon. The coding region runs from base 1 to 930 and encodes 309 amino acids.
AUGGAUGAUAGCAGCCCCAACUCACCUCACCCCACCUCACCCCACCUCACCUCACCCCAACUCACCUCACCCCACCUCACCUCACCCCACCUCACCUCACCCACCUCACCUCACCUCACCCCAACUCACCCCACCCCACCUCACCUCACCCCACCUCACCCCAUCUCACCUCACCCCACCUCACCUCACCCCCCUCACCUCACCUCACCCCAACUCACCCCCCCACCUCACCUCACCCCACCUCACCCCAUCUCACCUCACCCCCCCACCUCACCCCACCUCCUCACCCCAACUCACCCCACCCACCUCACCCACCUCACCCCACUCACCUCACCCCACCUCACCUCACCCCACUCACCUCACCUCACCCCACCUCACCUCACCCCAACUCACCUCACCCACCUCACCCACCUCACCUCACCUCACCCCACCUCACCACCCCACCUCACCUCACCCCACCUCCCCUCACCUCACCUCACCUCACCCCACCUCACCUCACCUCACCCCACCCCCACUCACCUCACCUCACCCCCCCACCUCACCUCACCCCAACUCACCCCACCUCACCUCACCCCACCUCACCUCACCCCACCCCACCUCACCCCACCCCACCUCACCCCAUCUCACCUCACCCCACCUCACCCCACCUCACCUCACCCCACCUCACCUCACCCCACCUCACCCCAUCUCACCUCACCCCACCUCACCCCACCUCACCUCACCUCACCCCAACUCACCUCACCUCACCUCACCCCACCUCACCCCACCUCACCUCACCCCACCCCCAACUCACCUCACCCCACCUCACCCCACCUCACCUCACCUCACCCCAACUCACCUCACCCCACCUCACCCCACCCCACCUCACCUCACCUCACCCCACCUCACCCCAACUCACCUCACCUCACCCCACCUCAAAUUCAUCCAUAG